Messenger RNA from Apus apus (common swift), 2752 nucleotides. It is a transcript of the gene NYX, whose product is annotated as nyctalopin. The record is from RefSeq and is a predicted model, not a curated record. Gene Ontology annotation, cellular component: extracellular matrix. Gene Ontology annotation, molecular function: protein binding. Bases 157 to 1575 code for a protein of 472 amino acids. NCBI's taxonomy places the organism in Eukaryota, Metazoa, Chordata, Aves, Apodiformes, Apodidae. The transcript has a single exon.
CACAAGAGCUCUUCUGUGAUCUCUGGCGUACAACUACUGGGUGGCAAUUACCCUCGCUAGAAGGGAGACAAAGACAGCAUAAUUUGUUUUCUCUGUUGUGACUAAUAUAUCUGCUAAUAAUGCAUCCUGGUUCUCUCCUCCCGUUCUUUUGUGGGGAUGGUGCAUUCCUCUCUUACAGUGGUCUUUUGGGUCCCCCAUGUCCAUGCGGGGUGGGCCUGUGUGCGGUCCUGCCCUGCCAACUGUGUGUGCACCCAGGAGCGGAGCUGCUCUGUCCUCUGUGAUCGUGCUGGUCUGGGGCAGAUCCCUAGCCAGUUCCCUUGCGAAGCCUCUUCCAUCAACCUGGACAAAAACAGCAUCAAGUUCCUCUCUGAGAGGGCCUUCGGGACCUUGCCUUCCCUGAAAUCCCUGUCACUCAACCACAACAAUAUCUCCUUCAUCACCCCGGGGGCUUUCAAGGGGCUGCCCAGCUUGACCGAGCUGAAGAUGGCCCACAACGAGUACAUUCGCUAUCUCCACACACGGACUUUCACUGCCCUCAGACGGCUGGUCAAGCUGGACCUGGCGGACUGCAACCUUUUCAACAUCCCAGACAGGAUCUUCAUUGAGUUGCCUGCUCUGCAGGAGCUCUUCUGCUUCCAGAAUAACUUCCGGAGGAUCCCAGGAGCUAUCAGGGGCAUGGAGAACCUGACCCACGUUUACCUGGAGAGAAACAGGAUUGAAGCAGUAGCCUAUAACUCCCUGCAGGGCCUGACCAAACUGAAAUACCUGAACCUGCAGGACAACAGGAUAAAUGUCAUUCAUGAACGAGCUUUUCAGGGCUGCCAGAAGAUGGAGUACCUGUACCUGAAUGACAAUUGGCUCAGCGAGCUUCCAGAAAACUGCUUCAAUGGUCUGGGGUGCCUGAAGAUGCUCAACCUUGGAGGGAAUUUCCUCAGGAAUGUUUCCAACACCUGGUUUAGGGACUUGGGGGAGCUGGAGGUUCUCUACCUGGAUCGCAACAGGAUCAACUACAUUGAGGAAGGGGCUUUUGAAAACCUUACCAGUCUGGUUGCGUUGCACUUGAACAGCAACAACCUGACAACCCUGCCCUUUUCUGUCUUCGAGCCGGUGUACUUCCUGGGGCGACUGUACCUCUUCCGCAACCCCUGGCAUUGUGACUGCCGCAUCGAGUGGCUGAGGCAGUGGAUGGAGAACUACAGGCUUGUCAGGGAUAUUCCCUGUGCCUCCCCCUCCUCAGUAGCUGGGAUUGACCUGAUGGACGUUCUCUACGAGAGAUCAGCAGAAGGUUACUGUCUUGACCCAGUGGAGCUAAAUGUCACGUCUGAAGGCCCAACCCCAAGUGAAGAGCCUUGGUCUACCACAGAGAGCAAGUUCAACAGCCUUAUAUCUAAACUCUUGCUCCAGAUGGGCCUUCCUGAAGAGGUGACAAACACCACUGAAGUCUUCAGUAAUGCCACACAGCUGUAUGGACUGGUUGAUGGUGUUUCUUCUGGGGUGGGAGAGGACAGUAUUGAAGCUGCUUCCUCUUUUUACCUCCCAAUACUUUUUACAGUGGUUGUUUUGCAGAUUAACUAGUCUAAGGACUGCAUAGAGCAUGGGUCCUGACUGUUUAGUUCCUGUACCUUCCUAGUCAUUAAGGAAAAUUUUGUACUGUGGGCCUCAAAUAAAUAUCUGGCUCCAAACUCUUCUGGGCAGGCUGUUUGGAUCUGGCUCCAUAUUCCCCUGGGAGCUGGUGGGAUUCAGUUCAAGGCCAGAUCCCACACUGGGUGACAAACCUGUCCUGUGGGAUCUCAGAGACUCCCAGACACUCGCAGAGCUGUGUGAUAAAGUGGGCAAUGAAAGAGGAACAGUGAGGCUGAGUUUUGCUUAGGGAUGUGCAAUGUCCCCAGCUGGGAGCAAAGGGGUCUGUAGGGGUGGUGUUGUGGUGCUGUUUAUUCCCUUGGUCCAACUCAGCUGACCCAAGCAUUGACAUUAUGAGAGCAAGACGGUCGAGGCAGCAAACUGGGCCCUCUCUUCAUAUUGUGAUAGACACCCACCCCCAUGUCAGGUGCUGCUGAAGGCUGGAGAGCUAUUCCUGAUUUCCACCAGUGUGUGGGGGGAAGCAUCCAGAGAUGCAGCGUCCAGGGUUGCACCACUAGCCCUUGAGAACAGGACAACAGUGCCUGGGCAGGCCACCUGCCCCAGCUGGGUCUGGGCUGGGCAUAGUGCUUUGGCCAUGACCACAGACAGGAUAUUGAUCCUUUCUCCCUCUGCUGUCCUGGCACAGGUGCAGGAGAACCAGAUGGACCCAUGUUUGUCAAAACAUUCUUCUCUGAGGAAAAGAUAUUUAAACUUCACAGCUUACUUAUUAACGUUGGUUUAAUGUGUUGUUUUUUUUUUUUUUUAAUGAAUUUAUUGUUUCAAUGAACAUAUUGUUUUUAUUUGUAGAUUAUCUCAUGGCAUGACAGCAGGGCAGAAUAUGGUGACAACAAAUGCAGCCAGGACCUGCUAGAUAUUUUGUAUUUCCACAACUAAUGAGUACCACAUAGCCUGUCACAUUAUGCUGUACUAACCAACUCUUCUUUUCUAUGGCAUCUUGCAUGUUUUAUCUUUGAAAUCUUCAAUGAAAGCUGCUGAUAUGAUCAGAAAUAAUUACCAUGAUUUAUGUAUCAGAGCACAUGAAUAAAUAAUUUGAUAUUUUGCUCACAAAAAUAAAUUACUGGUCAAAACCCAUAUUGGUGUUGACAUUGGUGUUGAAGUACUGUGGUGGGUU